GUCGUCUGUACUGUCUUCUGUUAGCUGAGGUACAGACCGUAAAUACCAAGGGCCACAAACAAUAAGAUGUUCUAAGGAAAAUCAGAGAGAGGUAUUUUACAGAGCUUGCCUUGUCUGAUGACGUCCAUAUGAGGAAUCUUCCAGAUGAUAUCAUUCAGACACAGGACGAGAUCAUCACAUUUAAAUCAGACGACAUCCGACAUGACGUCAUGUACGUGUUCGUUACGGAGUGUCUGGUGGAGGACAGUGAUCUGAAGUUUUUCCUGACCACGGCGUCACGUGACGUGAUAUCAGAAUACUGCAGGUCGUGGGAUUAUAAGAGGGGUGAGGGAGAGAGAUGUCUGUAUAUACCGAGGAAACCGGUUGAGAUGUACGAGCUGUUCAUAGACAGACUACAGCUGGACAUCCUCACACACUGUACCGUGUCAGACAGGGAGAUUCAUUACAGUUUCAGUACACAUUUGGGAGUCCCUGAUGAAAUACUAAAAUGGGACCAAGAGGCCAGAGAGCGGUACGUGGAAUACGCCAAAAGAGGAACACAGACCGUCCACCACGCUAGGGGGAUGAUCGUAGGAUGUGCCGGGGCCGGCAAGACCACGCUACUAAAACGUCUGCUCAGGUGUAGUGACGCAGAGAUACGGGAUGUGACGUCAACGGAAGGAUUGGAGGUCCACGAGGAGAUAUUCCAAAUAUGUGAAGAAACGAAAACAUUGAAAGGUAAACAUAUCGACUGAGGAAAUGGUAUUCAUUGACGAAAAGCAACGUGAUAUAAAGGUCGCACAAAUUGAUGGAUCAAUCACAGAUUAUGACGUCAUGUGUUCAGGAUGGCUUUUUAAGGAAUAUAGCCCUUUUAAAGCUUUUGAACACAGCUGUGCAGAAUAUUAUCAUAACUGUGUAGAUAAUGAUUCAAUACUUUUUGCAUUCGCCCAAUAUAAUAUUAUAUUUACUACUUAAACCUUUUAGUUAGAUGUUUGAAUGUCAAUUCAAAUUUUGAAAGGGGUUAGAAAGUAUGAUAUUUUUUGUGGAAGGAUUCUGAAAUCUAAAAGAUAUUUCGCACGACUUUUGCAAUUUUUGUAUCCAACAUAUCGUAAAUGAUUAUACACGUACGCGUGUACAAAUGAUACACGUAGUAUAAAAUGUUGCGCGUUCAUUAAUUUGGUUUAUAUACUUUGUUUAUAUAUUCCAACUGAUUCGAUACACCGGAGAUUGUUCUACAUAUGAUCAGUUUUUAAAUCAAGGCAGGCUACUCAGAAACCUGUUG
Messenger RNA from Ostrea edulis (European flat oyster), 1261 nucleotides. RefSeq lists its product as uncharacterized. NCBI's taxonomy places the organism in Eukaryota, Metazoa, Mollusca, Bivalvia, Ostreida, Ostreidae. Bases 129 to 734 code for a protein of 201 amino acids. The transcript has 2 exons. The record is from RefSeq and is a predicted model, not a curated record.